This is a messenger RNA of Cuscuta campestris, 1353 nucleotides long. The record is from the annotation of a GenBank genome assembly. Lineage: Eukaryota; Viridiplantae; Streptophyta; Magnoliopsida; Solanales; Convolvulaceae.
AAAUAUUUUAUUAAUAUUUAUUAUGAGUAGCAUUUUCCUAAAAAAAACUUUCUCCUACCAUCUCUAUCGAGGAGAACACGGCCAACAGGGGAACUGCAGAAAAGGGCAUAUUCGAAAUCUCGCCAUCGCGGCGCCGCCUUUCCAUCUCCAUUUCUCCCUCUCGUCCCGGCCUCCGCAUCUCCGUCGGGCGCCCGACCUGGUGUUGUUCGCUUCUUGCCGUUCACGUCUCCGCGGUCUCACUCAGUCUGCCUCCUUGCCGUCUCCGGACAGCGGGCUCUGAGGCCUAAGCCUGCCAAGUGGUAUCAUCAACUACAAUUUGGAAAACUCCCAAAAUUUUCUUGAGACUGCAUUCUUGUUUUUGAAGUGGAAUUGCGUGCCAAUGGCUAAGGCUUCAACACUCACGCCAGCAACAGUCUAUCUGUACAUUCCCAACAUUAUUGGCUACAUGAGAAUUUUAAUGAACUGUUGUGCUUUUGCAAUAUGCUUCACCGAUAAAAUGCUUUUCUCAAUCUUAUAUUUUGUUAGCUUUGUAUGCGAUGCAUUGGAUGGCUGGUUCGCUCGGAAAUUCAACCAAGUUUCAACAUUUGGAGCUGUUUUGGACAUGGUGACAGAUAGGAUCAGUACUGCUUGUCUCCUCGUGAUUCUUUCGCAAGUUUACCGGCCUGGCUUGCUUUUCUUGUCUUUGCUCACUUUAGAUAUUGGAAGUCACUGGUUACAAAUGUAUAGCUCCUUCUUGGCCGGGAAAACCAGCCAUAAAGAUGUGAAGGACAGCAGUAGUUGGCUAUUCCGAACAUAUUAUGGAAAUCGAAAGUUUAUGGCCUAUUGUUGUAUAUGCUGUGAGGUUCUUUACAUUCUCUUGUUUCUUCUCGCAGAGAACCAGACCGAGAAUUUGACUGAUGUUCUCAUCAAUUCAGCAAAGAAAAGUGGGCUCUACUUUUCCCUGCUUUCCUUACUUCUCUUUGGCUGGGCAACUAAGCAAUUGGUCAAUCUUAUACAGAUGAAGACUGCUGCAGAUAUAUGUGUACACUACGACAUUGCAAAGCAGCAAUAGCGCGGCCGCGGGGGUGCCCCUAACGCAAAUGUGUGUAUUCUGAUGACAACAUUCUCUCAGUUUUUAUGGUCCCUUUUGUCAUUGUUGGAACAGAAAAGCGCCCAUCUGAUGAAGAAACGAACGUUUUUUUUUUAAAUUAUUAGAGUGCAUUGAGUGAUGAGCUUAGAGGCUAUACAGCAAGCCAUCAUAAACCUGACUGGUUUGAGUGCACAUUUGGGGACUUGUAUAUGAUGUUAUUAUUGCCUACUAACUGUUUUCGUGGUUUCUUGUUUCCUUGUGUAGAAGAAACUACACAGUUAUUA